[Torrubiella] hemipterigena is the source of this 5058-nucleotide messenger RNA. Lineage: Eukaryota; Fungi; Ascomycota; Sordariomycetes; Hypocreales; Clavicipitaceae. The record is from the annotation of a GenBank genome assembly.
CUCCAGGGUAGCUCGCCAUGGGAUCCUGCUUAUCUAAUUUUUGCUCCACUGGCUCCGUGGCAGCACCAGCACCAGCACGACCAGUCCCAGCAGCGCCAGCACAAGCACAGGCACGCACGUCACCCACUGUCAGCCUGCAAGCCGCCGACCUGUUGUCCAUACCCGAACCACCACCACCACCAUCACCCAUUCUCAUCCAUCAGCAUCACCAACCCAAAAGUGACGAUAACGACGACGCAGAGCCGCCAAUCCGAUCCACAAUGGCUGAACGCGCCCUCUCCCAGGUCCUCGGCCAGCUCAAGCACUCCCCGUCCAUGAGCUACGCCGACGCAAACACCCUCCUCUCCAAAGCAAAGCUCGCCCUCCUCCACCUCAAGGCCCUCACCCCGUCGCCAGACGUCUCCUCCGGCCUUCUCGCCCUUGCCCGCGAAACAUACGAGCAGGGUGCCCUCUUCGCCAUCCGCGCCCGCAACCCAGACGCCUUCACCCGCUACGUCCAGCAGCUCCAGCCCUUCUACGAGCUGCCCUCGUCCCGCCUGCAGCCCAACCUUGCGGAGCGCAACAGAGUCACCGGCCUCAGCCUGCUGCUGCUCCUCACACAGGGCCGCUACGCAGAGUUCCACUCCGAGCUCGAGAGCCUGGCUAACCGCGACGGCGGCGGCAACGUGGGCGAUGUCGAGGGCGACAAGUAUCUCGGAUACCCCAUCAGACUCGAGCGCUGGCUCAUGGAGGGCAGCUACGAUCGCGUGUGGAAGGCCAUGAAGAGCAGCGAGGUGCCCUGUGAUGAAUACGGCGUGUUUUCAGAAAUCCUCAAGAACCAGAUCCGAUCGGAAAUUGCAAGCAGCUCCGAAAAAGCAUACCCUUCCCUGCCCAUCAGCUCGACAAAAUCCCUCCUCUUCCUCGACUCGGAGGGCGAUGUCAUCAAGUUUGCACAGCACCGCGGCUGGGUCGUCCGCGACGGACAUAUUUACUUCCCCCAGGCAAGCGACGACGAGGACGGAGAGCAAGGCAAGGAUAUGAGCCAAAUGGUCAUUGAGAAUACCCUAGGCUACGCCAGAGAGCUGGAGACCAUUGUGUAAAAUAAACAAAAUAGAUAAUGCUAUCAAAUUAUGACGAUCAAAAUCACAACGAACAACCACAACCUAGCGCAUCACAACAAUAGUAGUAACAAGAUGCAUUAGUUUUGGUAUGGUAUAGAAGUGAUAUACACGAAUGGUAGUAGAACUAAUGCAUUUAAUACGGGGGGACAGUCAUUUUGUAUAAUGCAAACUGUGAAUUUUCUCAAAUAAAGUACCCGUCUAUCUUUGGAUACCUACUUUUUUUUGUCAAACCAAGAGUGUUGGUAUGCUCUGCCACUACCUCGUUAUCAUUAUCCGUCAAAAAAACAGGGGCAAUUCCCCGUUCUCUCUAGCUUUCCAUUCACGUCCUUUAGGCAAAGAGCUUCAGCCCACUGCCAUGCUUUCCAAUCUCACAGACUCCGCAGACACGGCACACUGAGCCCUUGUACUUUGUGUGGUACUUGGAGCCGUCAAACGCGCAUGUCUCGUACGAAGUUCCGCUGUAGAUGGGUGUGUAGCUGGCAGCACACACUUCAAACUCGGCAAACUGAUCAAACUCAAUCUCAAUUGCGUCGUUGGGGUUGCGCUCGCACUGAGUCUUUGUUCUCUUGGCCUGUAACAUUGAGUUAGUCCCUUGUUGUGUCUUAUUGGUCAUGCGGCUAAAACUUACAUUUUCUACAAUCUUGCUGGCACCACCGUUGGCAAUAAUACGGUUCGCAAAGCUCAGAGCCGAACCGUAGUUCUUGUUCUUGACGGCCAGCUGCAUGGCGCUGAGCAGGGCGAGCUGACGAUGCGGUACUUCAAUCUUGGGGAUGGUAAAGUACGCAGACAACUCCAAGCUUCGCUUCAGCUUAGUAGAGUCCGCAGCCAGGGCCUCAGCAUUACCAAGCUUUCUUCUCUCCAACUCAAUUUCCAUGGCCAAAGCAUAUUCCGCAGCCGAUGUGAUGAGCUUCUUGGCAUCAGCAGCCUCACUCUCGCUCGAAACAGCGUUGACAAAGAUGGCGUGUAAAAUGCUCUUGAAGAUUUGGACGCCGUCUUCCAGCUUGUUCGCCUUCAUCGUAUCGUAACCCUUCUGCAGGUCAUUUCCAGCAAGGUACUCGAGGUCUCGGGGAACAAUGGGCAAAACUUCGCGGGGGUCUGUCUCGUCAACAGUUCUGCGAACAUAGUUGAUCAAAGGAGGUAGACCGGCAGAUGCAGGAAGGAAGGUCUUGGAGGCCUGGUACACCUCCAAGAAGCGCGGCUUAAGGGGAGCAAAGUUGACCGCACCAACCUGUCUGUUGAGGAGCUGCAUGGCCGUCUCGAAUGAACCACCAGCAACGUGAUCCACCGCCAGAGGCGAGUUGCGAGCCCACAGCUCAGCUUCACUGCCACCGGCACCACCAGCUUCCUCAGCAUCAACGUUGACGAAGUCGCCGUCCGCCUCAGGCAUGGCAUCGUCGCCCAUGUCCCAGCCAGCAGCAUCCUCAUCAUCAUCGUCAGCUAAGGCACCGUUUGCUCCCGCGCCAUCUUCAUCCAUAGCAUCAUCCAAUCCACCAACGCCGGCUUGAGCGCCGUUGUCUUCGAGCGACAAGUUCUCAACUUGACCAAGCAGAGCCUUCUCAAAGACAGAUUGAGAGCCAACCUUGGUGGGCCAGUUGGACUUGAAGGUAGGAACGACAGCCUUGGGUGUAGAGAGUGGCUCGCCGAUUGUAGGAGUGGUGAGCUGGUCCUCCGUCAGACCAGUGGCCUCAAGGAUAGCCUGGCAUUCUUCUUCAAGUCCAUGAGACUUGGCAGUCAUAUAAGCAAGAGGAUACAGGUCAAUCUCCUUGAACAUUUGGAUUCGGUCCUCGACCUCGCCAAGGUAAAGCGCAUUGUGGAAGCGAGCGGUAAAGUCACCACGGUGCUCGGCAAUCUUAGCCAUACGAGCAAGCUUAGAGUGAUCACCAGUGGCAAGGUAGAGGAAGGAGAGCUUGUCAAAUUGCUUCAGCUUCUGGUACGACAUCUCAACGAUCUGAUGGUUACCAUGGGCCAGGGCUUCAGUUCCGAGGCGGCUCCAGAAUUUGGGUUUGUCCAGCUCCUUGGCCAUUUCGAUAGCGACAUCGAGGUUACCGCAUUCAACAGCAAGAUCAAAUCGGGUCGUGGGAUCCUGAACAAACUGGAGAGCAAUCUCGGGAUAUCCCUUCUUUUGAAGAUAUGAGAUGAUGGAUUGACCAACCAAGCUCGAGUUGCGGAUAAUGUGAAGCAUUUCAUCGUAGUUUCUCUUUACUAGCGCAAGCUUGAAGCGGUAUUCAGUAGGGUCGAUUUGCAGAACGCGGGGCUUAGCAGAGCGAUCCAAGCAGUAAACAUUGCGUCCCUUGACCUUGACGAGAUAGACGGUUUGGUCCAAGGUUCGCACAAUGCCGUUAUCGCCGUUGAGCAGUGUGUACUUGACGUGGUUGAGGGUUGAGUAGAGCAGAACACCAGCAUCGUCCCAUGUAGCACUCUUGAUACGAAUAGUUUCAUGAAGCGUGCUGACCUGCUCAAGGGUCUUUGUGACAAUAGUGACAUUGUGCUUGCUAAGCAGAGCAGCGUAGAGGCCAUCGUUGGACCACACGACGUACUUGACACCAUUAACACCGAGCUCGGCGACACUCUUCUUCUGCUGAACAUCAUACAUGUGCACAGCAGUAGGUGUAAUAAUGAGAAUGUUGCCAGUACCACCAAAGUAGAUAUCCGUAGUACCAGCUGGGGGUUUGAAGGAUCGGGUGAUGUUGUUCGAAAGGUCUUUGAUGUCAAUGUUUUGCGUCGACGUGUUGAGGACGGCGAAUCGGUUUCUAGCAACAAAGAUGGCAGAGUUGCCGCUACCCCUCUUGGACUCGGUAGGCUCAAUGGUGCCGGAGCCGUCCUUGGGCAAGCUGACCAGCUCGUAAGAGCCGCCGUCCGCGGGAGUUGUGACCAAAACAGAUCGCUCAGCAGGGUUAUAAGACAGAGUGCGAGGGGUAACCCAAGGGCUUCCGAGCUUCUUCAGAGACAAUAGUGUUGGGCUCUCGACGUUGCGCUGGAAAUCGUAAGACUUGACAUGUUUCUCCUUGUUGAUAUAGAAAAGUGCGUUUUGGUGCAAGGCACCAGCAGGGCGUUCGCGCUCUAGUUUGAAGACCAUGACACCGUUGUCGUGGCCAGCGGCAAAUAGAUUAAUCUCGGGAUGAGCUGCAAUAACCCAAACUCUGUCAUUUUCCCUCUUGAAUGACUGCACAGCGGUGCGCUUGUUGAGGUCCCAAACACGGAUAGUCUUAUCCUCUCCGGCAGAGAGAAUGAGAUCCUGAUGAGGGUGGAAAAGACAGCCAGUGACGUUUUGGAAAUGUCCUCGGCAAGUGUCUACUUCCCAAGCCUUGGUCUCGCUCAUGCGCCACAGCUUGACGAGGCGGUCGUCAGCACACGACACGAUGAGCGGCAUGGUAGGGUGGAAGGCGACCCAGUUGACGCCACGGUCGUGGCCCUCCAACACGAAUUUGACGACAGCGUCGGUGUUGCCAAACAUGUCGGUUUGGUUCUGGCUCGCUCGUGCCAUUUGAUCCUCGAAGCUCAUUGAUGAAGGAGCGGAGUGCUUCUUUCGCAGGCCGGAAAUGUCCCAAACGCGAACUGUUUGAUCGAGCGAUGCAGAGACUACAAGAUCCUCCUUGGGAUGGAACUGAGCACACAUGGUAUAGUGGUUAUGGCCAGUCAUUGUGCAAACUAUGUCAUGAUUGGUUAGCAUUUCGUUGUAUAUUCAGUCAAAGCGGGGCACGGCCGUACUUAGGGAUCUGUUCUGCCAGUUCCAUAUACGAAUGGUCUGAUCAUCGGAAGAGGAAAUAAUCCAUGGGAGUUCAUGAUGGAAAUAAACGGUUCGGACGUAAUCGAGAUGGCCGUUGAGGGUGAAAAGGCAGCGUCUUGUUUGCAGAGACCAAACCUUGAUCUUAUAAUCGUCGCCUGCCGACACGAAGAGGGGCUGUGUUUUAUGGAAGUCGACACCACGAACGGGGCCAUCAUGUUCUUCAAAUCGAUC